Messenger RNA from Planococcus citri (citrus mealybug), 1383 nucleotides. Its product is annotated as KICSTOR complex protein ITFG2-like. The transcript has 5 exons. Bases 1 to 1266 code for a protein of 421 amino acids. The record is from RefSeq and is a predicted model, not a curated record. Gene Ontology annotation, biological process: regulation of TOR signaling. NCBI's taxonomy places the organism in Eukaryota, Metazoa, Arthropoda, Insecta, Hemiptera, Pseudococcidae. Gene Ontology annotation, cellular component: KICSTOR complex.
AUGCGCUCCGUUAGUUUCGUUAAACAUAUCGAAUUGUCUUUUUUCGGUAACAUUCAUCAAAGUGCUUUAUGCCUUGGUGAUGUCGAUAACGACGGUAACGACGAACUGAUCAUCGGAAAUACCGAUGGCAACUUGUUCAUUUAUAAAGAGCAAGAAUGCGUUCAGAUUAUCAAUUCUUUAGGCAUGAUUACAGCCGUAGGAGUGGGCGACAUUUUGAAAUGCGGAAGUAAUGUUUUAAUAGUUAUUGCUGGCGACGGCUGGUGUCACAUUUACUUAUGCCUUAGUGGUACCUCCGAAGAUAAUACUUCCGAAUCACCCUCUUUCAAACUGAAACCUGUUUAUGUACAAAGGAUACCUGCCAACACUAAGACUUUAUUGAUUGGCGAUAUUGACGACGACGGGUGUUUGGAACUCGUAUUAGGACUCACUGACCGAGUAGUCAGAUCGUACAGAUGGAUGCAGAAUUUCACCGGAGGAAGAUUGGUUUGUCUGAAUAAAUGGGAAUGCGCCAAUCAAAUCGGUAACGUGACUCUAUCUUAUGACAUUAAUCAACAACCUUGUUUGUUGAUUUCUCAACCGGGUGGAACAUUCAUGAAAAUACAGUGCCAUACCAAUCAAAAAUCUGACAGCGCUCAAAUGACUGUCAAAUAUCAUCCUUCGAUGUCUACCAAAAUAAGGAAUAAUGGGAUAUCGUCAAAAAUCAUCGGUAACUUGCACAUGUAUCAACGUGAUCGUGAUAUGAAACAAAAUGAGUCCAGUUUACCGUACGCAAUUGCUACUUUAGAUGGUACUCUGAUGUUGUUCAAAGAUGAAAAAAUGUUAUGGUCCUAUCAUGUUGACCAGCAACUAUUCGUAUUGAAUAAAAUGGAUGUCACCGGCGACGGCAGCGUUGAAUUGAUAGCUUGUUCUUGGGAAGGUUACACGUAUAUUUUAGAUCAGUACAAGAAUGCAAUCAAAUUUCAAACCCAAGAACCAGUUGCGGACUUUUGUGCUGGUUUGUAUAAGCUGAAAAUGACGCCGAAGCCAGUUCCAUGCUUAAUCUACGCCACAUUUCAUAAUAAGAUUUUAAUAUUCUACGAUGUUGGUUUUCCCGAUAUUACUGCCAAAAAUUUGAUACAAUUGAUCGAGCAGAAAGAAGAUGAACGUGAUGAACGUGAAAGUAAGUCGAGCCCUUCGUUAGAAAAUAUUCAUCGUCUUAAAAAAAUCUCAACCAAAAAAUUAUUACUCAACUGGUGCCUAUACGGUAAUCAUAAUUUACGCUCUUAGCUGCUGAGCGUGAUAUUUAUUUAGCGUUUUAUUAAUACUUCAUUUGUUUUUGUUUUCUUUUAUUGUAAUAUUUUGACUGAUUUAUGUAGUGAUAUAAUAGGAACAUUUUAAUGGUGU